AUGCCCCCCCUUUCCAAGAAGCGCAAAUCCUCCUCCAUUGUCCGCGACGAUAGUGACGUCGAGGCAGAGGUAGCGACGAAACGCGGCAAAGGUGCUUCUGGUGCUGCAUUCAUACCCUCAAACAAACCACAAACAGACUCGGAAGGAAACCAAUAUUGGGAACUCUCGAGGGGCAGACGGGUCACAAUAUCCGAUUACAAAGGCACGACACUCGUGAACAUCCGAGAAUAUUAUCAGAGAGACAGCGAGUGGCUACCAGGAAAGAAGGGUAUCUCUCUGACAGUCGAACAAUACUCUGCACUCAUUGACGCCAUGCCUCAAAUUGAAGGACUACUACGAAAUCACGGAGAAAAAGUGUCACGGCCGAAGUAUGAUGGAAGUGCUCCCGUUGAAGACGACCGCAGUGGUGAACCACAGGAGGAUGAAGAGACAGACAAGAAAGCCAACAUCGAAGCCACCAGUGAUGAAGAAGAAUAG
Exophiala xenobiotica is the source of this 477-nucleotide messenger RNA. RefSeq lists its product as uncharacterized. Gene Ontology annotation, biological process: positive regulation of transcription initiation by RNA polymerase II. The transcript has 2 exons. NCBI's taxonomy places the organism in Eukaryota, Fungi, Ascomycota, Eurotiomycetes, Chaetothyriales, Herpotrichiellaceae. Gene Ontology annotation, molecular function: transcription coactivator activity; DNA binding. The record is from RefSeq and is a predicted model, not a curated record. The coding region runs from base 1 to 477 and encodes 158 amino acids.